Platichthys flesus (European flounder) is the source of this 3201-nucleotide messenger RNA. RefSeq names its product DBF4-CDC7 kinase regulatory subunit (gene dbf4). Gene Ontology annotation, biological process: regulation of cell cycle phase transition; positive regulation of nuclear cell cycle DNA replication. The record is from RefSeq and is a predicted model, not a curated record. Gene Ontology annotation, cellular component: Dbf4-dependent protein kinase complex; nucleus. Bases 325 to 2223 code for a protein of 632 amino acids. The transcript has 13 exons. NCBI's taxonomy places the organism in Eukaryota, Metazoa, Chordata, Actinopteri, Pleuronectiformes, Pleuronectidae. Gene Ontology annotation, molecular function: nucleic acid binding; protein serine/threonine kinase activator activity; zinc ion binding.
AACCUGGCAACACACACUUCCUCCUCAGUUGGAUUUAAAGCGGGAAAUGGAGGUUAUCCGACAGAGAAACUUUCCUCCAGCUGUUUAAACAAGUGGAAAACAGCUGGUUAGCGCUUCCCAGUGCUAACACACAUGCUAACGCGGCUCCGGGGACAUUAUUUUUACGUUAGCCGGCGAAGUAACGCAACGUAAGGAAAGCAGGUAACCGAGAACAAAGCUGCCUGUCUGUCCUGGAAUCACCGUGAACCUCCUCAAAACAACGCGUCUCCUCCUCCGUGGCAUGUUGACUCGAGACCGAGGGAGAAGAGCGACGUUUGAGUCUCAAUGAAGGAGAGUGACAUGAAGCCCAAACGCAUCCAGAGGCACAGAGGAGCCAACUGUCGAGGAAAGAGCGUCGACACUGGUGAAACAACAACUCUGAGCCAAGCUAAGCCACCGUCACUCGUGUCCUCUUCUGCUCGAAACAAGCCUUUUGCCGGGAAAGUGUUUUACCUGGACCUGCCGUCAAACAGAACAGCAGAGGCGCUGGAGAGGGACAUUAAACAGCUGGGAGGGAUUGUUGAGAAGUUCUUCAGUAAGGAAAUCAAAUAUCUGGUAUCCAACAAGAGGGAGGCCCGAUAUGUGCAGUGCCUCAGGCAGGACUCCCCUGUCCCCAGCCCGGACUCCGGACCGAGUUCACCUCACCCUCGCUCAAACCCGCACCGACCUGGCAGCCACGGGGACAACAUGAAAAGCAGGUCUCAGGGUCAAACAGACACAUUGGUCACAAGUCGAGGUAAAUCUUUGGUGGAGAGAGUGGUGAAAGAGCAGGAGAGGAUACAGAUGAACAAGAUCCUGUCAAAUGCUCUCGAUUGGGGUGUGAAAAUCCUCUACAUAGAUGAUGUAAUGGCGUAUGUUAAGAAGAGAAAAAAGCUUUUCGGUAGCCAGUGUCCUGCGACCUCUGCUGCCAGAACAAUUGUUAAAGCUGGGUCAGCAUCCAGGCAAGGCUUUCAGAAAUGCAGAGGUGGACGAAUCGGUAAACCUUUUGUCAAGGUUGAGGAUUCAAGCAGACACUACCGUCCAAUCUACCUCACAAUGUCCAACAUGCCUGAGUUCAACCUGAAGACUGUCCCUCCCUGUAGUCCCUUCAAUAUCCAGGACAAGAAUUCUCCUGGGAACAAACCGGAAGGACAAAGAGGAGCGAAAGCCUCAGCUAGUGAGGACAGAGCUCACGGCCGAAAGAAGAACAGGGACAAGAAACGAGGCGGCUACUGCGAGUGCUGUAUGGUCAAAUACGAAAACCUCACAAUGCAUCUACAGAGUGUCCGUCAUAAGGCUUUCUCCAAAAGCGAUGAGUACUUGGUUGUGGACAGACAGGUUUCAACACUCCCCUGCAACUUCACCCACAUCAAUACUAAAGUUAAACGACCAAAGUGCAGUGUUUCCUCUGUCCUGGUUGCUCCUGGACCUUGUGGGGAAACUGAGCUAAGGCACAGGGGAGAUGUUGUUACUGCAGAGACUGUUAAAGGGGAACAGCAACAGACUGUUGAAGUGGAAUCUUAUUCAGGACACGCUCAAAAAAUCAGAUCAGUUCCUGAUUUUGCUCGUCUGGCUCACAGGGAGAGUGACUGGAGGAGCUGUCGCACUUACUCAGAGAGAUCCAAGGCCAAGUCUCUCGCACUUAAACGUGUGUGCAGACAGAAUUCUUUGACUUCUUGCUCACACAAAGCUGCGCAAACUCACAUUCCUCAACCCAAGAGGGACACAGUCUCCUCUGCAGGUGAACGCCUUGAAGUUUGUCCCUCCAGAGUUCCUCAGGACGACUCAGUGGACCUAAUAUCUCACAUAGACAAGAACAGCAUGUCCUCAUGCUCCCAUAACAUUGAUGCACAGAAUUAUUCCUCAAAAAGCCUCAAUGUUGUGACAAAUCAGCAAGAGCAGUCUGAUACCAACAUGGAUGUGUUACCGUUUGAAGCUGUGCAGGAUGGAAGCAUAUUUCCUCACAAAAUGACUGAAAACCACUUAUCAGAAAACACAGAGGGACAGCUUCCUCCACAAAACGUCUCUCCAGCCUGGAAAAUACAGAGAAAAGUCAGAGCUUAUAAACGCAGAAGACGAAAAGUUGACUCCAACAUUGAACACAAAAAGCCGAGCGAAUCUCCUGACAACUCCGUGCUGAAGCUGUGGGAGCUUUUCCAGUCAAGUGAUGACAUGGACGUGGAGUUUCCUGGAUUUGAGGACUAAGAGCUAAUGAUCUGAUGGACUAUCAUUGUCAUUUCCAAUUACACCACUGUCAUACACUAGAAAACCAGCUGUAACAUUUUGUUCAUAUCAUAGUAAGAGGAAAGGUUUUCCCAUGAAUUAUAAUUUUGCACAUGUUAAUUACAUGUAUUUUGACAUCUGUUUACUUUGGAAAUUAAAGAUGUGUAUGCAGAGAUAAUAUUCCCAUGACCAUAACAUUUGGCUUGAUAUUGAGAAGCAAGCAUUUGGCUAAUAACAUUGUUGUUUUGCUCGUUCAUUGUUGACUGAAAUAUAAAUUAUUUGCCCACUCGAUAUACGUUUCCACACCCUUGGAAUCAUUUCAUAAGAAAUAAUUUAUCCUUCUUUCACCCAUUGUUCUGGAGCAUGAAACACCCAAACUAUAAAAUACCAUCGAAAAGUUUUAAUGGGACUUAAUUGAAAACAAUUUAAUUGGAAAACUUUUACCUGUAGAAUCUGUGAGACAAUAAUAAUUUCACUCUGCAUACAUGCUGACUAAUUACUGGAUGUUGUUCAAUUACAUGUGCAUCAGAUUGAAAACAAAAGCCUUGAUGGCUACAUAUUCCACAGUAAUUUGAUGAAAGAGGACUUGAGACUUCCCAGACAUGAGGAACAGAUUGCAUUUCUAUCAUAAAAUACAUAUACUUAUGUAUUCUAAUGUGAAUGACCUGUUGGUGGGACAUGUGGUACUUGACAUUAUGUGACAUUUAAGGAUUCAACCUAAGUGCACUUUCCAUGAGCAGCCUUCAUGUGGUUUUUCCUGAUGCAUUAGCUCAGCGUCUCCCUUUUCUCUGCGUUUAGUGCAUUAGCACUGGCCUGUGUUCUCCCUCCUUGCUCUCAAAUGAAUGCACUGGGUCAAGUGGGAGUCUCUGUGCCUCUGACAUUAAGGAAAAAUACAUCAGCAACAAUGUGUUCUGAGGCAUAAGCACAGUGUUACUGCAAAUAAAGGCAAUGCUGAGUGAA